Molecule: messenger RNA, 971 nt
Organism: Lycium barbarum (goji berry)
Lineage: Eukaryota; Viridiplantae; Streptophyta; Magnoliopsida; Solanales; Solanaceae
Product: BAG family molecular chaperone regulator 3-like
Exons: 2
Coding region: 135-632 (165 amino acids)
Molecular function (GO): protein binding
Source: RefSeq, a predicted model, not a curated record
AUCCCCAUACGGAUCCCCCAACUGCUCCUAUAUAACUAGCCAAUUCUGUUCACUUUCUUUAUCCCACUAAGCCGUUUUCAAAUUAUUGUAUUACAAUUUAGAAGAAACAUUAACCCACCAAAAAACCAAUUAAAAUGAUCAAGUUGAGGUGCAAGAAGUUCUUCAGAAGCAAUUCCAAGUUUGCAAGUACUACUAGUGCUGCUACUGCCGCGGCAGCAUCAGGUGGAGACGCCAAAUUAGGUGGUGAAAUCAAAUGGGAAAUGCGUCCAGGUGGUAUGUUGGUUCAAAAGAGAGAAUGUGCAAAGAAUGAUGGAGAAUCAAUCAUCACCCUUAGAGUCUCUACUGUUUCUCAGUGGCAUGACAUUUCUAUACAAGCUACUUCAUCUUUUGGAGAAUUAAAGAUGAUACUGGCAAUGGUAACUGGUUUAGAACCAAAAGAGCAAAGGCUAUUAUACAGAGGAAAAGAAAGAGAGGAUUAUGAAUAUUUGCACAUGGUAGGGGUGAAAGACAAGGACAAAGUGUUGCUCUUUGAAGAUCCAGCUAUCAAAGAGAGAAAACUUCUUAAUUUGGCUGAAACAAGUGGACACGUCCAGGUCAUAGGAGGAUCCACUUACCAUACCAUUUGUGUCUAAAAAAAAUUCCUAUUAAUUACUAGUUAACAAUGUGUAGUGUGCAAUAUGUCUAAUUUCUUGCCUAAAAAACUGACCCUCUCCUCAUCAAAAAAAAAUGAGUGAUGAUGGAUCAAGAAUGGUGAUAAAUAUAUAGUCACCAACUUGCCCAAAUUAGGUUAGGUUGUUCUUGUUUUCCUAUGAUGUGUUAGCAAAUUUUAUAUGCAGCCCAAGUGGGGUUUCCAUGGCAGCAUAUAUGAAAAUGUUUUAACAGGUGCAUGUCUGCAUCAUCUCGAUUAGGUUAUCGAGUUUGUAAAUUUUAGUAUAGUUUUUGUCAAUAUUUUUGGUCCUUUUUUCUUUUCA